Molecule: messenger RNA, 972 nt
Organism: Sphenostylis stenocarpa
Lineage: Eukaryota; Viridiplantae; Streptophyta; Magnoliopsida; Fabales; Fabaceae
Source: the annotation of a GenBank genome assembly
AUGGUGCCGUUUGUUUUGUCUCUGUUAUUCUUUUCAUUUUUAAUGGGUUGUUCUGAGGGUCAGCUUGUAGUAGGUUUCUACUCUAACACUUGUCCUCAAGUAGAUUCCAUUGUUCGAGAUGUUGUUAGAGAAGCUGUUCUAGAUGAUUCCACGUUCGCUGCUGUUCUGCUCAGACUUCAUUUUCAUGACUGCUUUGUUGAGGGAUGUGAUGGUUCAAUUCUAGUUGAAAAUGGUCCACAAUCAGAGAGACAUGCAUUUGGACAUCAAGGAGUUAGAGGGUUUGAUGUGAUAGAAAAAGCCAAGGCACAAUUGGAAGGCUCUUGCCCUGGUGUGGUUUCUUGCGCAGACAUAGUGGCAUUGGCAGCCAGAGAGGCUAUUGUCAUGGCAAAUGGACCAGCAUAUCAAGUUCCAACAGGGCGGAGAGAUGGGUUGGUUUCAAAUCUUUCGCUUGCAGAUGACAUGCCAGAUGUUAGUGAUUCAAUUGAGCUACUCAAGACCAAGUUUCUGAACAAAGGUCUCACAGUGAAAGACCUUGUUCUUCUCAGUGGUGCACAUACAAUUGGAACCACAGCAUGCUUCUUUAUGACUAAAAGAUUGUACAACUUUUUUCCAAGUGGUGGGGGAUCAGACCCAGCAAUUAGUCCAAUUUUUCUCCCACAGCUGCAGGCAAAGUGCCCUCAGAAUGGGGAUGUUAAUGUUCGGAUACCAAUUGACGAAGGGAGUGAGAAGAAUUUUGACGUAAACAUUCUGAAGAACAUAAGGGAAGGUUUUGCUGUGCUAGAAUCUGAUGCCAGACUCAAUGAUGACAUAGCCACCAAGAAUGUCCUUGACUCUUACUUUUCUCCCUUUGGCCCAGUGUUUGAGCCUUCUUUUGAAGCUGAUUUUGUUGAUUCGAUUGUGAGGAUGGGCCAAAUCGGAGUCAAGACAGGUUUCCUUGGAGAAAUUAGGCGCGUGUGUUCAUCAUUCAAUUGA